CCCCCCGCCCACGCGCUGCUGCUGGAGGCACUGGGCACCUUCCAGGUGUGCGCCUGCACCCACGAGCUGCGGCUGCUGGCGGACACGCCGCCCCAGCCCUACGGCGUCCUGGGCCUCGCCUACGUGCUCACCGUCCUGCACGGCCUCACGCUAGUCGGCUGCACCUGCAACCCCUGUGGCACCUUGCAGCACGUGCUGGGCGGCGGCCUCACGGCCCGGCGGGGGGCGCUGCAGCUGGGCGCGCAGGUGGCGGGUGCCGGCUUGGCUAGGGCAUACAUGCACAGUCUCUGGGGCUCAAGCAGCAGCGUGGCCCAUGCCAGGGCCUUGGCUGAGGGCUGCGCCCACCCCAUCCGAACCACGGGGACCCAGGCCUUCUGCAUCGAGCUACUCUUCUCCGCCGUCUUCCAGUUGACCUUGCUGCACAUCGAGUCUGUCCGGCCCAGGCUCAGAGUCCACCUCGUGGCUCUUCUUAUCACCCUGCUGGUCUAUGGAGGAGGAAACCUCACAGGAGCAAUAUUUAAUCCAGCAUUGGCCUUUUCAUUACACACAAACUGUUUCCAUGAAGAAUUCUGGGAGUAUUCACUAGUGUAUUGGAUAGCACCCCUUUUAGGCACAGUAUUUGUGGCCAUUGUAUGGGAUGAAAUCCUUCAUCUGAUAUUUUGAAAGACUUUAAAGUAUGAGCACUGGAAACACAUUAAAAAGAAACUCUCGAAAAGUGAAUUGCAGCCGCACAAUACGUAGACAGAAAAUGGUGGAUACCAGGCAUUCAGGAUACUGGUCACAUCUGUUUCCUUUAUUUAUAGCCUUCUAAAAUGUAUUUUCAGACAUUUUGUUCUGAGAUAUACUCCAUAGUAGGACUCUAAAAUUGUGAUGAUGAGAAGAAAGAAUAACAUUGUCGGCCAUUUCACAUCUAAGCUGUAUAUAUAUGAAGAAAAGAAAAGUAACGUUGCAAAUGAAUUUGUCAUCUUAAGUUUAACCCUAAGUGCUACCUGCAGAUAUUUCAUACAGAGUUCUGUAAAACUUUUCUGCAGGUAACCUGUGUACGUCUGCCAAACUGGUCUGAUUAGGUGUUUCUUCUUUCUACAUAAAAAUAGCCACAACAGGGGUGGUGAGUUCUGAAAAUUUAAUUUUCAGGUGGCCUCUGCCUAUUUUCCUUCUGAGAUAUGGCACAUCUGAGGGAGAGGGAAAUGAAUAUGACAGACACUGCUCACUAGAAAAAUUCCACAGUUCAGUGCCAGAGGAGCCGUAUAGCAAAGUUGAGAAUAUACAUAUGGACAUGCUUGAGGAAUAAACUACUAGUAAGCAACGUCUUUGUUCCUCUUGUGAAGAAUCUAACUCGUCCCGCCACCUCACUGUAGUCUGUUAGGCAGAUGCGCUCUCUCUCUCUCUCUCUAAACUAUCAGUGAAAUUCAGUGGAUAUACGCACAUCUUUCUGAGAGAGACAAGUGGUGAUCCAGUCACUCAUCACAAGUGCAUUUUCACCUCUAGGUGUGGUGAACAUCUGAGAGCAUUUAUCCUGAUGCAGAUAAAUGGGAAUAGACAAGCACAAUUUUGAAUAUAGAGUUCAGUUUUUAAUGAAAUAGUCUAGACUGUAAAGCAGUAUUUAACAUAGAAAUAACCUAUUAAAUUAAGAGUAGCUCAUUAGGGCAAACCUUGCACAAGAAUGUAUACCAGUAACUUUAGAUUUUGUGUCCGCUUCUGAGUACCAAAUCAUUAAUUCUCUCAAGUCUUACUGCCAGAGGCCUUUUUCUUUUCUGAACCUAGGGUGUUCUGUAAUGAUUCCAGAUGGAGAGGUCGUUGUUUCUUUGCUUAAUUUCAAAGAAAAAUACUGAAGCUUAAAUGUACCGGGUACAACCUUUCAAAUUGACUAAAUGGGAUCAAGAAUGUGUCAAACUCUGUGAAUGGUAAUCACUAUGUAUUUUUGGAACAUAGUAUCAAUUACAACUCCUUGUAUUCUAAUACUGAAGCAGUUGGACAAAAACCUCCCAGGAUACUUGCACUGUCAGGUUACGGCGUGUAACGCUUAGCCUAAACGUUAAAAAGAUGCUGGAUGAGUCAUUAUUGGGUACUUUAUUGGUACUAGUGGAUAUUUUGCCUAUGUCCAGGUGUUAAUUUCCAGAACAAGUGUUGCCACAGAAAUGCAUUUAGCCUUUUUUCCCCUUUAAGUGCCUCUCACCCAGUACCUUUGUAUGCCUAGGAUGUUAGAGAUGGCUUAUUUCAGCUACCAUCUUUCAUCAGUCAUCUCAAUUUAGUUUGUUCUGGAUUUGAGAUGAGCCAGUCAGUUUAUUGAUAUGGUUGUAUUAAUAAAGCUAAAAACAAAAUGUCAUCUCCUGAAUGUAGUCAGUCCAUCCUGGAAAUAUAGCAAACUGACGACUUCCAGUUCUCUCGCGUGACAAGAGUACAUUUGAGCACAGCCAGGAAGACUGACAUCUGAGUAAAAAACUUGAGUAAGAGAGGUGUUAAAAGCUGAACUUAGACUAAGCCUGAAUACAGGCUAUCGGUCAUUCUCAAACUAUUGGUGUUGUUUCAGUAACACUCACGUUUCCAGAUAUAUUGCUGCCUAAUUAUUUUUCUUGUAAGAUUAUACAUUGGUCUUUUCAAAGCAAGACCUUGUGAAACUACCACUCAGCUGAUGACCUCUGUCUUUAAAAUGUAAAACUGUAUGAACAGAAUCUGUUUUCUGAAGAUUAAAAUAAAACACUACAACCUUAAUCACAUACCUCACCUUUUUUUGUUUGCAGGAGAAACAGAUCUGAUGAAGCAGUGU
This is a messenger RNA of Alligator sinensis (Chinese alligator), 2767 nucleotides long. It is a transcript of the gene AQP11, whose product is annotated as aquaporin 11. The record is from RefSeq and is a predicted model, not a curated record. Gene Ontology annotation, molecular function: channel activity. NCBI's taxonomy places the organism in Eukaryota, Metazoa, Chordata, Crocodylia, Alligatoridae. Gene Ontology annotation, biological process: transmembrane transport. The transcript is spliced from 3 exons. Gene Ontology annotation, cellular component: cytoplasm; membrane. The annotation marks the transcript as partial.